Pestalotiopsis fici W106-1 is the source of this 675-nucleotide messenger RNA. RefSeq lists its product as uncharacterized. The transcript is spliced from 2 exons. The coding region runs from base 1 to 675 and encodes 224 amino acids. NCBI's taxonomy places the organism in Eukaryota, Fungi, Ascomycota, Sordariomycetes, Amphisphaeriales, Sporocadaceae. The record is from RefSeq and is a predicted model, not a curated record.
AUGCGCGGAAACCGAUUUACCCAGCCUCCCAAUGAGGAGCGCGGCCCCGAUCCAGAAACCUUGAGUAGAUUCAUCCAUGCCAUGAAUGAACGCCGCAUCAAGUCUCUUAUAGAAGGUCUAGAGGACAAUAAACGUGAGCUGAAGGAGAAGAAUCGAGAGCUGGCUACCGAACAGCUUGUGUCUUCCAACUUGCGAACUGUCAUUGACCAACAGAAGACGAAGGUCGCAAAGUUGAAUGACGAGAACAAUGAUUUGCGCCGUGCUCUAAGCACUGUCGGCGGUCAGUUUUUCCGCCAGGUCAAGGAGACUAGGAGCAAGAUCACAGAGGUACUGGACACCACGCAGCCGCACACCUUUGGCACGAACAAAUUCAAGGGCCAGGAAGAGUCCAGUGCAACGACUGCCACGACUGCCACGGACAAUUAUCAGCUCUGGUACGAUACGAUCGUGGAUCCCGAUUGCAGCACUCAAGAACUCGCCGAGCAGCUCGACUGCGCUGCCACCCUAAUGGCGAUGUCACGCGGAGAAGUUCUUGGCGUUUGCGAGGGGGCAGAGGCCACCCAAGCCAAGCCUGCUUCUGCCGUUACUGGUGAUGACGACCACCGAGCCCCGAUACACGUUCCUAAGAAGCAGCGUCGUGCUAAGAAGGACAAGAACAAGAAUGGAUCUAACUGA